AUGGCCUUCGGCGGGCAGAACGGCAGGUCAACAGAACCUAUCUUUGAGCCUCUACGCAAGCUGAAGGUCGUCUGCGUCGGUGCGGGCGCUUCUGGCCUACUUCUGACCUACAAGAUUCAACGCCAUUUCAGUGAUUUUGACCUGCAAGUCUUUGAGAAGAAUGCUGAUGUUGGUGGUACAUGGUUUGAAAACAGAUACCCUGGGUGCGCGUGUGAUGUUCCUUCGCACUCUUAUACCUGGUCCUUCGAACCCAAGACCGACUGGUCAGCAAGCUAUGCUACUGCGAAGGAAAUAUAUCAAUACUUCAAAGAUUUCUCCACCAGGUAUGGCCUGGAUAGAUUCAUUAAGGUGAACAAUAAGGUCAUCGCUGCAACUUGGGACAAAAACGUUGCAGAAUGGCAUGUGAAAGCGGAGAAUACUAUUACCAAGGAAAUCACUGAGACGUCUUGCCAUAUACUUGUCAAUGCUGGUGGUAUUCUCAACGCCUGGAAAUGGCCAGCAGUCCCUGGUCUCAAGGACUAUAAAGGGCAGCUGGUUCACAGCGCAGCCUGGGGCGAGGAUGUCGACAUCAAAGGCAAAGUCGUCGGAUUGAUCGGCAAUGGAUCAUCGGGUAUACAAAUCCUGCCGUCCAUCAAGAACGAUGUCAAGCACUUAGUCACCUUUAUUCGAGAGGCAACGUGGAUCUCACCACCCUUCGGCCAAGGUUACGAGGAGUACACUGAUGAAGACCGAGAUCGAUUCGCCAGAGAUCCGGAGUAUCACCUCCAGACCCGACGGGAGAUAGAGGCAGGGAUCAGCGGCGUAUUCGCCCAAUUCUACGCCGGCUCCGAGGCGCAAGCGAAAUCACGUCAGUACAUGCAAUCGUUGAUGGAAGCCAGGCUGGCAAACAAAGACCUUGAGAAACUUUUGAUCCCUUCAUGGAGCGUUGGGUGUCGCCGCCUUACACCGGGGGUUGAUUACCUUGAAUCUCUCACUGCUCCAAACGUUACUACCGUCUUUGGCAACAUUACGCAUUGUACAGAGGCAGGGGUCGUAUGCGAGACCGGGGACGAGUACCCUGUCGAUGUCCUCAUCUGUGCUACUGGAUUUGAUACAUCAUACAGACCGCGAUUCCCUCUUCUAGGCACGACCAAGACACCGUUGAGUGACGAGUGGAAAGAGGAGCCUGCCGGAUAUAUGGGACUGGCGGUGAACAAUUAUCCAAACUACUUCAUGACGCUUGGGCCCAAUAGCCCCAUUGGCAAUGGACCACUGCUCAUCUGUGUCGAGGCAGAAGUUGAUUAUAUGAUCAAGUUCAUGUCCAAGUUUCAGAAAGAGAACAUCCGGUCUUUCGAUGUCAAAGCCGAAGCGGUGGCGGACUUUAACGAGUGGAAAGAUGCCUUCAUGAGCAACAUGGUCUGGACGGAAGAUUGCCGCUCAUGGUACAAGGCCGGUAGCAUUUCUGGCAAAGUCGCCGCACUCUGGCCUGGGUCGAGUCUCCACUAUCUGGAAACCCUCGAGUCUCCUCGCUGGGAGGAUUGGAAUUUUUCCUACAUGCCGAACAGGAACCGGUUUGAGUAUCUUGGCAACGGGCUCAGCUCGGCGGAGGCGAGACCCGGUGGGGAUCCCAGUUACUAUAUCCGCAACAGGGACGAUAGCCCCAUCGAUGUCUGUCUCAACUCCAAGAAAGCUGGUGGAAAUGAGCUCAAGACUGGACUUGAGAAUCGUGCUCGAGACAAGACUUGA
Molecule: messenger RNA, 1725 nt
Organism: Letharia columbiana
Lineage: Eukaryota; Fungi; Ascomycota; Lecanoromycetes; Lecanorales; Parmeliaceae
Exons: 6
Coding region: 1-1725 (574 amino acids)
Molecular function (GO): flavin adenine dinucleotide binding; N,N-dimethylaniline monooxygenase activity; NADP binding
Source: RefSeq, a predicted model, not a curated record